Molecule: messenger RNA, 2634 nt
Organism: Struthio camelus australis
Lineage: Eukaryota; Metazoa; Chordata; Aves; Struthioniformes; Struthionidae
Source: RefSeq, a predicted model, not a curated record
GAGGGUCUUGCUGUGAAAACAACUAGUUUCUGUCUUGGAUAUCUUGUGGUUUAAAGAGAUGUGACAAUCAGGAGGUGGGAGAAGUACAGAGAAGAGAGCUGAGCGCUCUCCAUUGGAACAGUACCGUUGCCAUGGACGGAGCAUCGUGUCUACUAAAGCAGAGAUUGGCAUAGUUUAAGGAAUACGUGAGAAGAGUUAUGUCCGGAUGCUAGUGCACUACUUGUUAAUGCAGCCUAAGGAGAAAGAGCCUCAUCCGAAAGCACCUUUUUUGCCUUCUGAGAGUUGGCCAGCACGUCCUAGAUUGCAGGAUUGGCAAAGAAAAAUCUUGUCUCAGGAGCCUUUUGAGUAAGGUGCCUUGAUGUCCUCUGUGUUAGCUGAAUGCAUCCCUGCCAGGCUUGGCCAUGCAAGAGCACUCCUGCCUCCUGGUAAAGUAUAUCGCAUUGGAUCUGAGGAUGAUAUAGGAAAACAUCCUUCUGUACUACAGGCUCCUGGGAACAGAAGCCUCCCUGCAAGGCCAGCUUUGAAGAUGUGGACCGCCAUUGUGUUCCUCCUGCUGAUUUCCUUCUGUGCGUGUGAGAACAGAGUUUCUGUCCUGAAAGAGAGAGGAGCCCACAUAGUGCGAAUAAACAGGCUGACAACAGAAAAGCAAUGCAGGCAAGCGUGUAAAGGCCCAGCUGCUUCAGGUAAAUGGCACUGCAAUUGGUCCGUGCCCUACAAGAAUCGCUGUAUCUUCCUGCAGUGUCGCCAGCUAGGUGUGUGUCAGGAUGCCAGAGAACAAGACAUCAAAGAUCUGCUUGGAGAAAUUGUCCUUAGGAAGAGGAGAACAGACCUGUUUCACCACCAAAGGUAUCCAGAGCAGAUGGAGAAGAUGGUGAAUGCAAUGACUGAACAACAAAACACAGAAAACCUGCUUUCCUCAACCGCUUGGACUCACAAGAUUCACUCAAGGCGGUUGCUUGGGGUUGUAAAUGAUACUGAAACAACACACCCAGGGAAAACUGCAACCAAUGCUGCCACCACCCCAGUGACUACCAGCACUGCUGCAGCUGCAACCACAAAUGGUAUAAAUACAACUGUCUUCGCUGCAGCUUCUGAAACAGGUGUCAAAGCUUCAAAUGCCUCUGAAGGUACUGGUGAUGUCCUUACUAAAGCCAUGUCUUCCACUGCCUCUUCUCCCACUUCUGAUAACGUCACUGCUUCUGUAUCCAAUAACGUCACCAAGCCUAUGACCACCACCGAAAAAUCAGGAAAUAGUAGCUCUGGUCCAAUAUCAGAAUCCCCUUCUCCUCCCCUUGCUGUCACUUCCGAAGCAGGCACUCUGCCUCCAUCAGAGCAGUUUAACAAAGCUGCCCGCACUUCCCCUUCUAGUACUGUCACCACUGUUGGAGUUGUCCCAAAGAUACCAAGCACAAACACAGCAACAACCACCCUAAUCCCUCCUGAUGCCCGAACAUCAUCAUCUGCUGCUGCUCGCACUGCUGCACUCACUACUUCGGUGAGAUCACAUUCCAGUAAUCCAAUACCUGAUGUUACAUCACUAAAUCCAGAGCCAGAAGAAAGUACAGCCACAACAACCUUGAGUAAAUUGGCUACAAGUGCGGUGGUUUCAACAACUGCACCUACAACACAAGCUACAACUGGGCAUGAGAUAAAGUCAAUGUCUCACAUUCCCUCGACUAAGCGUAUGACCACAGUUCCAGCAAAUGCCCCUGGAACAACAGUUUCAGGCCUUGCAGGAACUCAGGACACAGACCACGGGUAUCUUCUCAUUGCUGCUGAGCCUCUGACUCAGUACUUGGUAGACAAAAGUUCGCUUCUCGCAGUGCUUUUAUUUGGUACGAUUUUUUUCAUAACUGUUAUAGUUCUCUUCCUUACGCAGGCCUACGAGAGCUACAAAAAGAAGGAUUACACGCAAGUGGAUUACUUGAUCAAUGGAAUGUAUGUGGACUCAGAGAUGUGAAAGGUUGGGGCUAAAACUUGGGGCAGAGAGAUGGAAAGGAGAUUGAAAGCCUGUCUGACUUGGUUUUCUUUCCCAUUUGCCUAUAAGACAAACUGAAAGUGCUUCCAAAUUUACUUCUGGUGCAAUUUAGGAGAAAUGCCAUGUACUGUAUUAAGAACAAAAAGUAUAUAUAUAUAUUUUUUAUUCAACUUUGCAACAGAUUGCGGUAGGAAAGUAGUCAUUUUUAAAACUUUUCCAUAAUGCGGAAUAGCUUUGGCCAUUAUUUUUCACUGCAAAAAUGAUCCUAACAUGAGGUGAGCUGUCAUCCUCUAGGAAUGAUGUGGCGCUUUUUCAACUGUUUACACUGUAAGUUCUUUGUGUUUUGUUGGUAUCAUGUGUGCUCCUCUCUGUAAAACGGAACAGAGGGAGCUCGCACCUUUUGUGAAGUGCUUUGAACUCACCAGAUGUGUGAAGUAUUGCUACAACAGGGAACUUUUAAUCCAGUGUGCACCAUGUUUUGAUAUGCUUCCUGCUUGUAAAGAGUUCUGUUUACAAGGUGCUGUAAACACUCUGUUUACUGCUAACCCAAGGUGGCUUUUCACUGUGGAGCGGAUUAUUGUGCCUCUGCACUCACGUGAUCUUAUUUUUGUAUUCACUCAAUAAAUGCAGCCCUGGAAGGGCAUGUCUUGUUGCAA